AUGAUAUCAACUAAACAAACGUACGAAAGAAGGGAUUCCCAAAGUCAAGGUCAGUCAAGAGGCGCUUGGUUCCUCGUCACACUCUUAUUCACAAAUCAUGGUCAUGGUGUCUUCACGUUUCUCUUCACUUGCUCUCGCACUCUUCAUCUUCCUUUCCACUCUCGUUUCGUCGGAGUUACUUCUGGAAGAAGGUUACACUGUAACGACCGUGAUCGACGGCCAUCACUUGAAAAUCAAUCCCCACUCGGUUAUCCCUCGACCUGGAUCGUCUGAUCUUAUACUCCUUGAUUCUGCUAAUAGUCUCUUCUACACAUUUUCAUUUCCCCUAUCUCAAGAGAAUGUAAUGAGGCGACUAUCAGGAAACGGAGCCGGAUACCAGGACGGGGAACCGGGUUCGGCUCAGUUUAAAAAACCGAGGAGUUUUGCGGUUGAUUUGAAAGGGAAUGUUUAUGUUGCUGAUAAGAGUAACUAUGUUAUCAGAAAAAUCACUGACUCAGGUGUGACUACAAUUGCUGGAGGUUACUCAAAGAAAACGGGAAAUGACGAUGGACCUGCACAGAAUGCAACAUUCUCAUAUGAUUUUGAGUUAACUUUUGUUCCUGGUAUAUGUGCUCUAUUGAUAUCAGAUCAUGGGAAUCAAUUGGUUCGCCAGAUUAAUCUCAAGGCAGAAGAUUGUUCAAGAAGUUCUCAUUCCGGACUAGGAGCUGCUACAGUUUGGGUUCUAGGAAUGGGACUUUCAUGUUUAAUUGGCUUGGUCAUUGGAAUUGUAGUUCGCCCUUACAUCAUCAGUCAUGAAGCCCUCAACCUUCUCCUUCUCAACAUGACAUGGAGGGACUACCAAAUCAAUCUAGUGAAACAAGUACAGAUACUUUGCUUCGGCAUCAGAAGCGUAGUUGCUAGCUCUACAGUUUAUGCACUCUUGAGGAGGAUCUUUUGGUUGAGCAUAUCCUAUAUCUCCCUUAUGUUUAGAAUCAACAAUUUAGAAUCUAAAACUUCAGACAAGGUUGUAUAUUUGCCUAAAACUUCAAACACGGGUGUAUCUUUGCUUGAUUGUAAUGAUUUGGGUAGUUGUGCAGAUCAAUUGAAAGAUUUGAUAAGUUGUGACGGAAACCUGGACUUAUUGACUGAAGAUAUGUUGAAGCAAGGAAAUGAGAAAGAAGGGACCACUGAUGUUUUGUCUGUCAAUCAUGGAAAGUUAGAUGACAUGAUAAAGGCUAACAUAAUGGGAUUUUCAAGGGAAGCUGAAGACUCUACUCCAGUACUUGGAUCUUCAAUAGGUAGUUCAGGUUUGGUCAAGAGAAACAAGUAGUUGACUUGAAAGGCACAUCCUAGUUUAUUUUAACCGAAGUUGUGAGGCCUGUAAAAAUCUAACCAGCUUUAUUUUCUGACAUUGUCAUCUGGAGUAUGAUUAUGUGUUUGCUUAUCUUCAUUUGAUUUCUUUGUUUUA
This is a messenger RNA of Pistacia vera, 1447 nucleotides long. RefSeq lists its product as uncharacterized. Bases 98 to 1309 code for a protein of 403 amino acids. The record is from RefSeq and is a predicted model, not a curated record. The transcript is spliced from 6 exons. NCBI's taxonomy places the organism in Eukaryota, Viridiplantae, Streptophyta, Magnoliopsida, Sapindales, Anacardiaceae.